Syngnathus acus (greater pipefish) is the source of this 882-nucleotide messenger RNA. RefSeq names its product pro-melanin-concentrating hormone, like (gene pmchl). The transcript has a single exon. The record is from RefSeq and is a predicted model, not a curated record. Lineage: Eukaryota; Metazoa; Chordata; Actinopteri; Syngnathiformes; Syngnathidae. Bases 417 to 776 code for a protein of 119 amino acids. Gene Ontology annotation, molecular function: melanin-concentrating hormone activity; type 1 melanin-concentrating hormone receptor binding. Gene Ontology annotation, biological process: behavior; chemical synaptic transmission.
CAUCGCAGCGUAUGAAACCACAAUGUGCCUGUGGGUGUUGAUCCCACCCCAUUAUUUUAAAGGUCAGUCAUUUUGGAUUGAAGUCGUCUUGCUUUCAGUUCCUCAAAGAAUUCCCACUGUUUCGUUAUCAAUGGUCCAAAGUCAUCCCUUGCACAACUUUAAUUAACUUGUGUAAAGACAACACACUUGAACGUAUGAUAGUUCUACUCAGCCCUGUAUUGAUACCUUCAGCUAAUUUCCUGAGCACAACAGGAGAACCUAUGAUGAUGUUCAGGACAAAAGCCAGCAUGGACAAUCCUACGUAUCCCAAAUGGUAUAAAAGAACAUCCCAAGAUCUUUAAAUCACAACAAGAAAUCGAGACAUCUGCAGAGCGUUUCGUUCCUGAAGCCAAGCGGUCUCCAAAAAGAUCUUCACCAUGCGACGGUCCCUCAUGUGCAUCAUCUUUGCAGCAGCACUCAUGCUGCACUCUUCUGGCACGUCGCCUGUGGACCUGGCUGAAGACAACUCCUUGGAGCAGGACGCAUUCACCUCCAUACUGAGCGAGGAGGUGACAGAAAACAACCGCGGCGAGGCUGAGGGCAAAAAAAGAGGGCAGCGGGUCAUCGUUGUUGCCGAUCCGAGUCUUUGGCGUGACCUGCGAGCGCUGCGAAAUGGACUGCCCCUCUACAAAAGACGAGCUGAUGACAACAACCAGGACCUGAACUUCCCCAUCCUGAGGCGGGACACCAUGAGAUGCAUGGUGGGACGAGUGUACCGGCCAUGCUGGGAAGUCUAGCACAAUUUGGAAACGCCAUCCUUUAUUGCCUUGUGCUGAAUUGUAGUAUUUCCACAUCCACAUACAUCAUUGCACAUUUGAGAUUAAAACCUAUGUACUCUAAUAA